CUUUGAAUGUCUGUGCGCACACUUGAGCAGCACGUCUUUUGAGUUCAUCCCAUCCCAUUUCCUGGCCCCGCUUCCUGAGGGAGGAGGGCCACGGGAGCAGCCAUGGGAAAGUUCGCCCCGUUUUUUCCGAUAACAGCGAUUCUUUUUAAAGACGCGUCUCAGAGAGGGAGAAAGCGAGGAGGAGCUGAGCCUGGUCAAACAGUGAGGAGUCACAGCCCGAUACUAAAGAGAGAAAGGAGCAGAGGAUGUCCAGAGCUGAUUGGUCCUUCCUAGAGCACCUGCUGGAGGAGGGCCAAGAGUAUUCAACAGGCAUUGGCCGCAUCUGGCUCACUGUACUCUUCCUGUUUCGCAUUUUGGUCCUAGGAACCGCUGCCGAAUCCGCCUGGGAUGAUGAGCAAGCGGACUUCGUCUGCAACACCAAACAGCCCGGCUGCACCUCUGUCUGCUAUGACAAAGCCUUCCCUAUCUCUCACUUUCGUUACUUCGUCCUCCAAGUCAUCUUUGUGUCCACACCCACCAUCUUCUACUUUGGAUAUGUGGCGAUAAGGGCUAGGAGGGAGAAGGCGAAGGAGGACGAGAAGGUGGAAGAAGGUAGUGAGAGCAGUUCACAAAAUGUCACAGUUGUGAAUGAUAAGAAUGUUACUGGAAACAAUGCACAGGAGCAGGAGAAAAGGGAGGACAGAAAAAAAUGCAGAAAAGCUGUUGAGGCUCCUCAUCACGCUCCCAAACUAAAGGGCAGGUUGCUGUGUGCCUACGCAUUCUGCAUCUUGGUGAAAAUUGUCUUUGAAGCUGGCUCCAUCGUGGGCCUCUGGAUCCUCUAUGAUGGCUUCUUCAUAGCACCGAAGUUUGAGUGCACCAGGUCCCCCUGUCCUCAUACCGUGGAUUGCUUUGUCUCGAGACCCACAGAGAAGACCAUCUUUACCUUCUACACUCAAGCGAUGGCAGCCGUAUCCCUGAUCCUCAACUUCGCCGAGCUUCUCCACCUCAUCCAGCUUGCCAUCUCGCACAAACUUGAGAAGGUCUACCGUUCCGGUCAUCAAGCCUACCUACCUCCCUCUGAGCAGGUACAGGCUGGAGGACAGACUCCAGAAGCUCUGGCCCACAAUAAUAUCCAACUGCAGCACGAGUCCACGAGUCGUUACUCCAACCCCUGUGAGAGCUACGGAGAUCUGCAAAUAGAGGUGAACUGGGAAGCUGGGAGUGACGUUCUUCCUAGUUACUUGCGCUGCAUGGAGGCGGCUGGGACAGCACACCACCCAAGAACACACUGUAAGAAACAAGCACAUCAUCCUUACAAAAACACCAAAGGUGCCUACAAGGGACAGUCGAAGCAAAAGCAUUACGUCUGAUCCCCUUCUUUGGACAGUUCUCUGUGAGACUUUUUUUUUUAUUGUUAUCAUGGAAUUAUUUUUCUGCACAUGACAAUUUUGUGUCAGGAGUGCAGAGGGAGAGCACAAAUAGAAGAGAAAAUGAAGUACAGCUAUUGCACUGUGAACCCCAUGCCUCACAGGCAGGUAGACAUCUAGAGAAAAAUUUAGCAGAUAAAUGGGCCUAUUCAAAAACCCUCGCCGAGUCAAAGAAAAUGAGACUCCACCAUGAGAGGAGAUUACAGUCAUAAGACGCCUUCAUGUUGCAUUUAACGGCUUUCCGAGCUUAAUGUGUCAGUGGAAAAACACUGCCGUGGGGGUCUGUGUUUGCUUGUUAGAGAGAGAAUUCAACCAGAUUCAAGCGUAUUUCUCUGAUAUUUGCACUGUAACCCAUCAGACUGUUUGAAGCCCCCCCCCCAUUCUCCCCAUGGCUCUGGAAUGUACUGGUCUGUAGUCUCUGCUCUGCUCCCAAGAGGAUAAAGGCUUCGUGGAUGCAGUCACGCAUGUAUGCACAUGCACAUUUGAUGCACUUUUCCCCUUUCACCCAGUGUGCUUUGGUCACCAGAGCUGGGGACGAGGACGAGGAAGGCGACGGGAGAAGGGGAGUAGGAGGCAAACCAUGGGAAUUCUGGGAUUGUACAUGACUUAUCAUUUUUGCUUCCCGUACUGUUUUAUUUAUGGGGAAGGAGGAAGCGAGAGGUCGAAUGCAUACAAGUGCUGAAUAAUGGAGUAAAAGCUAGCAUCGCAUUUGUAGAAGGUGGAGACUGAAGUAAAAAUGCAUUUGUGAAUUCAGAAUAAAUGGACCAUAGAGGUACAGCAAUGGGCAAAAUCAAUGAGUGAAACCUACCUUGUGAAAACUGUAUUUAAUGUUGAUGAUGUUUUGAAAAAAAUAUAUCCUGUUUUAUUUAUUAUUUUGAAAUAAAGUUAUCUACAUUUCAUGGCUCUAUGUAGUAUAAAAGGAUGCCAUAAGGUGAUGAUUUCAGGAUACGGCUGCUGGUUUUGUUUUUGCUUUCUGUAAUCCAAGGUUGAGAUUUCCUUGCAGGUAAAGCUUUUGUCUAAAGCCUCUUUGCACCAUUUCUUUGCUAUUCAAAUAGUGUCACAAUAAAGACGCUAUAAAUCACCCAGGAGAAAGUGGUUUGAAAGGAAAAAAAAAAAAAAACAGAAAGGCCGAGGUGUGAAGACGGGGACGAGGCUCAUGGAGUAUUGAAAGCUAAAAACCUCCUGAGGGUAAAAUGGCUUUGAUUUAAUGGCUGUUUUCAAAUCCAUAGUGCUAGCAGCAGUGGGGAAAGGCAUCAAUUGUAUGGCAGUUAAGGUUCACACAAGGUGUGAUGGUACGGCACUCUGUGCUCUGUGUGCUAUCUCCUGGUCAAUGCUCUCUGUUAACAAUGUUUUCAACUGAUAGAAUCCAGCACUUCAACAAAGGCGCUCGUCCCGGCUCGCAGUGAAUGUAGCCAUAUGUCAUCUAGGAGGACUCGUUUCCAGCAAUUUAAUAAAAAUGUCACCAUGACAA
Messenger RNA from Cynoglossus semilaevis (tongue sole), 2877 nucleotides. RefSeq names its product gap junction protein alpha 4 (gene gja4). NCBI's taxonomy places the organism in Eukaryota, Metazoa, Chordata, Actinopteri, Pleuronectiformes, Cynoglossidae. Gene Ontology annotation, biological process: cell-cell signaling. Bases 246 to 1349 code for a protein of 367 amino acids. The transcript is spliced from 2 exons. The record is from RefSeq and is a predicted model, not a curated record. Gene Ontology annotation, cellular component: connexin complex. Gene Ontology annotation, molecular function: gap junction channel activity.